AUGCAAUCCAGCCUGGGUGAUGCUCUUCACAUGCCAGGCACUGUGCUAGGCACUGGGGCGGCAGAGAGGAAAGAUGCUCUCUUAGGGGAUCUGCAGUCCAGCAGAGGAGAAAGAUGGUCCACUAACAGAUGGGGCAGUGCAGCAACACUCCCAUCCUGGAGAGCAGGGCUUGGUCCCGCCCAGCACGGGCUGACUUUAAGCUUCCUUGAUGUGCCAUCGUUCAGGUACCAGCCUUCUCACCUUGUUCCCUCCCCCAAUCCCGAGUCUCCCAGACUCACCAGGCAUUCCUCUUGGACCCCUCUGUCUUCCCUCUUGCCUGAGCUGACCCAUUCCCAGCUAUUUCCCAGCAACACAAAUCCCAUCCAAAGCAGGGUCACAAGCAGAGACAAUAUACCUAUUGAACAGUCUGUAGAAGCUUGA
Molecule: messenger RNA, 420 nt
Organism: Rangifer tarandus platyrhynchus (Svalbard reindeer)
Lineage: Eukaryota; Metazoa; Chordata; Mammalia; Artiodactyla; Cervidae
Source: the annotation of a GenBank genome assembly